Molecule: messenger RNA, 4591 nt
Organism: Dermacentor silvarum
Lineage: Eukaryota; Metazoa; Arthropoda; Arachnida; Ixodida; Ixodidae
Product: carbohydrate sulfotransferase 1
Exons: 4
Coding region: 858-2330 (490 amino acids)
Biological process (GO): N-acetylglucosamine metabolic process; sulfur compound metabolic process
Molecular function (GO): N-acetylglucosamine 6-O-sulfotransferase activity
Source: RefSeq, a predicted model, not a curated record
UGAUUCGCGGCCGAUCCUAGCUCGCUCGUUGCGUCUUCGUACGCGCUCGCUGGCAGCGCACGCGUUCGUUUAGCGAAUGGGAAGGAAGAAGGGUCCGGCCAGCACAACAAACCGGGCCAGGCGAUAUACUACGGCAAGGACGGCCGGCUGAACCGGCUCGGGCGCCGCUGUUUCUCCGGCUUUCCGGCGGCUCAGUGUAACACCACGCGACCCUCACCGUCCGUAUACGUUCCUUCCAUCACUCCCCCCUCUAUACCGGCACCCCAACCUCCCCGGUCCGGUGGGUCGCAAGUCGGCCGUGCGGUUCCAUGUGGAGGCCUGUCCUCCUUCUGAGACCAGUAUGUAUCGGACGCUUCAUCGAAGAUGACGACCUCAGUGUUCGACUAACCGUUGCUGCUCCCGGCGUGAUCGGGGAGAUACCGUUUCGUGCGGCGUUGCUGGAAGCGGUGUAGUUUUGCAUCUUAGACAAGCUAAGAUGUUGUUGUAACUAAACCUCUGGCAGUGUGUGGCGGGUUGAUCGACCUAUGGAUGGUGGAGGGUUCGCCGCUGGUGCUACCGUGCCGGAGUCCCGUACUGCUGCUUGACUUCUGGUUCUGGUUCGGAACUUGGUGCGAGUACGUGUAUGGCAACUCCUCGGACCCUCAGCGGGUCGUAAAAGGAAUGAGGCUGCCAUGUGCUCCGUGGUUCAGAAUCCUCAAGAAAUCCCACCUGACCGUGCCAGACACAACUGCACCUUCCGUUCUACACUAAAGAAAGAAAUCUGCAGCACCAGCGCCACAGGAGGCGGUGGUCGGCCAUGUCCUGACUCCGGCACGUCGGAGCUGAACCCGGUGCCUGACUGGGCUUCACAGUAGGCCAUGGUUCGCCACAGGCGGCUGCUGCUGCUUCUAUCGCUGGGAGCGGCCCUGUUCCUGGCCGUAGUUCAGCUGGCUCCGGACCUAGGCUUGCCAGCAGUCCGGGCACCGGCCGUUUCUUCUGUGAACUCGCUGGUCGGGAAAGUCAGCACCAGCGACGCACUGCGAGCAGGCCAGGAUGUGAAAGGAACGUCGUCUCCCGGUGGCAUGGUCCGAAAAGCCAUGGAACACAAUAAUAUUGACGCCCUGCAAGCCUCAAUUGCAAGGGCUUCGACGACGAAGAAGGCACUGUCGAGAAUAACGCCUGCUGGCGUACUCAGGCCAGGGGUAGUAACCUCCACGUCCAUCUCCGUGGUGCGAGCGCCCGCCGCGUUUCGACAUUUCGUCAUCCACCAGAAGGCCUCCGUCACCAGGCCUGCCAUGAACCGUUUCAAGCCGCUCUUGCUCUCCAGAAUGCUGAAGAUGUUCGACAGAACCCUGGCUCACUACCCCACCGUGCCGGCCAACAAGGUCCAGAGGGUCAUCGUCGUCACCUACUUCCGGGCCGGUUCCACCUUCGUCGGCGACAUCCUGUCCUCGACGCCACGCACCUUCUACCACUUCGAGCCUCUGCACAUGUUCAGCAAGGACGCCAGGCUCGAUGGCAGUGCUGCGAGCAAUGCCUCUGGUUUGAUCGGCCACCUGCUCCGCUGCGACUUUCAGCGUGUCCAGCAUUACGUCCGCUGGGCAUCCGAGAAAAAAUUCCUCUUCAGGCGGAACCACUUCCUCUGGGCCCUGUGCGGAGGCCAGCAUCCGGUCUGCUUCAAGCCAGACUACGUGUCCAAAGUUUGCGCGCGGGCGCCCGCGCAGGUCAUGAAGGUCACGCGCCUACACAUGUCUCAGGUUCGGGACUGGUUGCUUAGCAACCCGGACAUUGCCGGAUCUGUGAAAAUUCUGCACCUGGUGCGCGACCCGCGAGGUAUUCUGGCUUCGAGGAGACUCCUGGACUGGUGCAACGAAUCCAAGAGUUGUGCGCACCAGGACACACUCUGCUCCGAGCUUCGCGCAGACCUCGACACGUUCGAGGAGCUUCAGAGGACGUUUCCGAACAGCACGUACAGACUUCGAUACGAGGACGUGUCUCUGGACCCCAAGAAGGAAGCUUUGAAAAUGUUCGAGGCUCUCGGGCUGAACUACACGGUGUAUGUGUCCAACUUUCUAAAGACGCACACCAGGGCGCGAAAGGCCGACGCCCUAGACCCGUACUCGACGAGGAGGAAUUCGUCCACGGUUGCGUUUCAGUGGAGGACUAAGCUGAACUACGAGGACAUCGCGGACAUUCAGCGGUCGUGCUCGGACGUGCUCCUUCGGUUAGGUUACAAGACUAUCACCAGCGAAAACGAGUUGCUCGACGAAGUGCCCAUAGCUCCUGUGCCGCAUUUGAUAGCGGCCGGUGUGCGUACGACGUUAAGGGUAUCUGUAGGCACCGCAAGAUAGUAAAUUAGCGAACGUGCGCAUUCCGUGACUGCAUUACGCGCUCUGGAUUUCAUUACUGCAGUUACGGCGAGAAAUUUGAUGACUUUCUACGGUCCGUAUCUUUCUAAAUGAACGAACUAGUGUGAGCAGCAAUUAAAUGACAUUGAUGCCGUUGUCAGCCGACAGGCUUUGUGAAUGGUGUUGUGGCGCUGUGUGAUUACGCACUGCUGAAAGGUAUGAAUGGCUGUCGGAUCAUGUGUCUACGUGAGGGACGCAAUGACAUUGAAAAUUUAGUAGUGCUAUCGUGAACCACAUUUCUAAGACACGCCGAGAAAUCUUGAUGUGCUCACGGGACAUGUAUGUGCGCGUACUUGAAGUUCAUCCGUUUUGUUUGUUUGACGAUAUAGCGAGCAAAUGCCCCUUUGUUGCUAUGAAUGGGGCUACGUCAGCGUUGAUGUAUGUGUCUGUUCGUUGUUAUUUCUUAUAGUUCUUCCCCGUUUACGUUUGUUGCUAUGAAUAUCAAGCACAUUGUAGAAAACACCACAGGCAAUUAUUUAUAGGUUUAUAUACCUAUUGGCCGGUUGAUUAUGUGCACCUUUUGACUUCGACUGUAGCAGUAAAGUGAAGGCGAAGUCAAAUGUUGACGGGAGCACUUAAAUAAUCACACAGAUCCAGAAACGUUCACAGCUGGAAUUAAUUUUUACGUUUGUGGAUAAUGCAGGUUUAUAGGCAUUAAUGGUGUUGCGAUAUGUGAUGUUCACAGCGAUCCUUUCCUAUUGAGGUUUGUGCAAAACAUAAUUUGGGUAAGAUUCAUCGACGAAAUUUCGAUAACGGAUCGUUAGGACAAAAUAUAGUAUCUAAGAUGUUACCGUUUGUUACAUCAAUGCUAAAUUUUAGCGAAAUAGAAAGAAAACUGUAACUGGCGUCUAAAAACGGUUACGUUAGAAGAUACGGUUGAUUGUUAAAACAAAUUGUAGGUGAUUCGCCUGCAUUUGAUUCUAUGUACGCAUAUAUAUUAUGACGUUGCUCUAACGUACGGCACAAUUGGUAACUUAUAUCAUGGGAGGCUUUUGACAGGUCACUUCAACGGUGACUACGUUUUGUAAGCCAGCGCUUUUCACCUUGAAGCAGUUUUUCAUGAUACAGGCUUGUUAAUGAAGCUCCACAGGGUGUGCAAUUGUUGUUUUUUAUUCGUGAAAACGUCGUUGAAAUCGCGUCAACGUGCACCUACACUAGCUCAGAUGUGCAGUCUUCAUUUUAGAGGGUUGUUAAUUGUACUAUAAGCGUGACACGAUUCAAGUAGUAAAGGGCAAGAACAAAGAACCCAUUUCAAUGCAAUUCCUCAUGCACUACCAACAACAACAACAGUAAAAACAACAGCAAGAAUAAUACCGCCCUAUAGGUUCUCAAUUUAUAAGUUUGAUUAUGACAUAUUCCGCAUGGACUGGUAGAAAGAAAUGAAAAGUUAACCUCAGUAUUAACGAAAAUUUGAACAUCAAGAACUAUGCAAGAGAGCGACACUUGCCAACUCGGUUUAUUAUAUCCAUCAAGUUAUAUGAGGCUAAUUUGUGUGCCUAGUAAACUGUUGAAAUGCGGGUUUUAUUCGCGGCGCUGAGCAGUCGAGGAACAGUCAACCCAAUCAUUCAGCGCCAUAAACUCGAACUCUAGCCUCGCACAUCGGUGACAGGCCAUACACGUUCGCCUGCUUCACUGCGCUGUUGGUAACUUUUUGCUUUGACGAAUGUUCUCUGUUCGUAGCUAGGCGCCCAUAACAUGACGGAGAACUGGUGAUAACGAACGAAAUCUGCUGAAAACUAGCGUGCGUUUGUCGCGAGGUAGCGUGAUUUGAGCGAUAGGAGAAGAGAUGCAUGUUUUCGCUGUGUGCGUUUUGCUUCGGCGACUUGCGUCAUAAUGCCUAAAAAGACAACCGGUCACGUGGAGCUGGCCAAAACUACUAUCUCCGGAUACAGCACGGUUAUGGAAGAACAUUUCUAGGUAUCGUAUAGGACCGGAAUGAAUGAAGAGGCCUGAAUGGCGUAGCGAUUUACAGUGUUGCUUGAGAAUAAUGAAAUAGCGAAGACUUUGUAUUCAGGAUGUAGCGCAAAGAAAGUUAUCUCGAGUCCAGUCAUUCCGUCCGAGCCUCUACAACUGCGUAAGAAGUCCUGUAAUUGACCCUCAUCGGCGUUCUACUCGCCUCGCGCUGAUGUCUAGGUGCCAAAACCUUGACCGGUUCAGGGAGCUGCGUAGGUGCUUUUUAUGUAGUUGAUUUGUUGGUGGCGAGU